Meleagris gallopavo (turkey) is the source of this 3172-nucleotide messenger RNA. It is a transcript of the gene MPP3, whose product is annotated as MAGUK p55 scaffold protein 3. The record is from RefSeq and is a predicted model, not a curated record. Gene Ontology annotation, molecular function: protein binding. Lineage: Eukaryota; Metazoa; Chordata; Aves; Galliformes; Phasianidae.
AACUGCCUCUCACUCUCAGUCCAGAAAGAAGAAGCAGUUGUGUUGAUUUAAGUUGAACAUUUGUGUCUAAGAUUACGAACAAAGCCAUGCCAGUGCUUUCAGAAGACUCAGGUUUACAUGAAACUUUAGCCCUUUUGACAUCUCAGCUACGACCUGAUUCAAAUCAUAAAGAGGAAAUGGGGUUCCUUAAGGAUGUCUUCAGUGAAAAGAGUCUCAGCUACCUGAUGAAGAUUCAUGAAAAGCUCCGUCAUUAUGAAAGACAGAGUCCAACUCCUGUUCUGCACAGCGCAGCAGGAUUAGUUGAAGAUGUAAUAGAAGAAUUGCAGACUGCGCCAGUGAAUAAUGAAGAAAAAGAGCUGCUUCAGCUGCUGACAACACCACAUCUCAGGGCAAUGCUUGUAGUACAUGACACUGUAGCACAGAAGAACUUUGACCCCGUCCUUCCACCUCUGCCUGAUAACUUUGAUGAUGAUUUUGAUGAAGAAUCAGUGAAAAUUGUUCGGCUAGUGAAAAAUAAAGAGCCCUUGGGAGCUACCAUCAGAAGAGAUGAGCAUACAGGGGCUGUGAUUGUAGCAAGGAUCAUGAGAGGUGGUGCAGCUGAUCGCAGUGGUCUUGUCCACGUUGGAGAUGAACUGAGAGAAGUCAAUGGCAUUGCUGUGCUUCACAAACGACCCGAAGAAAUAAGUCAGAUUUUGGCACAGUCUCAGGGAUCGAUAACAUUAAAAAUAAUUCCAGCCAUCAAAGAAGAAGAUCGUCUGAAAGACAGCAAGGUGUUUAUGAGGGCCCUUUUCUGCUAUAAUCCCAAAGAAGACAGAGCCAUUCCCUGCCAGGAGGCUGGUUUGCCCUUUAAGAGACGACACAUCCUGGAAGUUGUAAGCCAAGAUGAUCCUACAUGGUGGCAAGCAAAGCGUGUUGGAGACACCAACCUCAGAGCAGGCUUGAUCCCCUCGAAGCAGUUCCAAGAAAGACGACUGAUGUACAGAAGAAGUAUAGGCACCCAGCCGAAUCCCAGAACGGUGAAGAAGCCAUUAUAUGAUCAGACUUCUGAUAAAGAGGACUGUGACUGUGAGGGAUAUUUCAAUGGACAUUACAUAGCUGGCUUACGCAGGAGCUUUAGGUUAAGUCGUAAAGAGAAGGAAAACAAUCCUAACGAAGCAAAGCAGGCAGAGCAGGCAGAUGCAGCAGAGCUCCUAACCUAUGAGGAGGUCACAAAAUACCAGCAGCAGCCUGGGGAGCAGCAGAGGCUGAUUGUUUUGAUUGGUUGUUUGGGAGCCAGGUUAAAUGAGCUCAAGCAGAAAGUUGUGUCAGAGAACCCACAGGAGUACGGUGUUGCAGUUCCACAUACAACGAGGUCAAAGAAAAGUCAUGAGAAAGAGGGAGUCGAAUACAACUUUGUCUCUAAGCAAUCAUUUGAGACAGAUGUGCAGCAAAACAAAUUUGUGGAACAUGGAGAAUACAAGGAAAACCUGUAUGGCACAAGUCUUGAGGCAAUCCGGUCUGUGAUGGCCAAAAAGAAGGUUUGUUUGGUGGAUGUGGUUCCUGAAGCAGUGAAGCACUUGAGGACUCCUGAAUUUAAGCCUUAUGUUAUCUUUGUGAAGCCCCUCAUUCCAGAAAAGAAAAAAAAUGUCCUAAAAUCUCCUGUGUCAGAAGAAAUCUCAACACCCCUUCAGGAUGAAGAACAGCAGGAAAUUAUUAAUUCAGCAGCAUUCAUUGAAGAGCACUAUGGCCAUUUAAUUGAUGCUACGCUGGUGAAAGAAGAUCUCCAGAGUGCGUGUAAUCAGCUUAAAACUGUGCUAGAUAAGCUAAACAAGGAUUCAUUUUGGGUGCCAGUCAGCUGGGUUAGGUCAUAGUUUGCUAUCAUCUGUUUAAAGGAAAGAAUUUAUUUAAAAAGCCUUGUAAAUAUACGGAUGACAAAAGGGAAAUAUGUUGAUUUCACUGCAAAACUGCCAUUCUCUCUAGAAAGUAAUAUGUAAAGACUACAGGGGGAAAAAAUAAAGUCAGAAGCUGAUACUGCCUUCUUGAAUUGGAAUCCUGAGUACCAGCUGUGCACUCUCAACCUGAGCAGGUUAGUGAAAGACUGGAGUGACUUUUAGACUGCAAAUAUUGCACUCUGUAAGGUGAAAAUGUGCAGAGGGUCCCAUCUCCAAAAGCACUGAAGCAAUGCUAGGACAGCUAGAAGCUUCAGCAUUUGGCCAGACCUCGUGUGGCAUCUGAACAAGAUUCUUCAUCCAGCAGCAAGUCUGCUACUUGAGGGGUGAGGGAGAGUGCCCACACCCUGUCAGUUACUUAAAGGUUCAGCUGGCUUUCUUCCACUCAGGAUUACUGGUUGCAAACCCUUUUAAUUAUGCACAAAAACUAGACUGGCUCUGUAAAUCGUCUGUGUUUUAGCAGCUGAGGGGUGGCGGUGGGAUUUUUGUUUGUAUUGUUGGUUUUGUUUUUCAAGCUCAGCCCUUUCCCAGUGCUUCUGGCUGUCUUGCAUAGGUAGUAAUUAGUCUGCUCAGCUAUGGCUUUUGCCCACUUUCCCAAUCGCUCUCUUCCUAACAGCACAGGAUUGAUGUUAAGCAACCUGUAAACAUACCUGUGUGAUUGAUCCAGCUCAUAACCUGGGGACAUUCUGUAGUCUAUCUGAAAAGUGUGUAUGGUAUAAAACAUGACUUGAAGAAGCUUAUUUUCAACAAGGCAUCUUUGCAAAUGCCAACUGCUGGGGCGCCACGUGGAUGGACAGCAACAGAGCAGCUCUGCAUAGGCUGCCAGGAGGAGGAGGUUGAAACAUCAGGAAGCUGAGCUACAGCACUGAAUCAUCAUUCUCCCAGCACUUAUGAAUACCUUUGUUACAAAUCAAGUGAAGGCAGCCAAAGCAUGCACUUGGCUCCAUCACGUCUUGAAGAGGAAAUUUUAUCUGUUGGAGGACUUGGCAGAAAGAAGAUGCAGCUUUUUAAGGUGGGCAAGUCUAAGAAAACACAUUGAUUUUGUGAGUAUGGUGCGGGUGUGUAUUACCUGAAACUUGUUCCUGUUUUCCAUUGCCUGUUGAGUUCUAAUCUUUCCUCUGUACUGUGCCCUCUCACAACACCUUCUGGUACACUGGUCUCAUUCUUUUAACAGUGUGAUGUUAUUCUUGUUCCAGAGCAUUCAGCAAAACUAACACCAUUACUUAUUAAAAGCGUAUUUCUUA